Lolium rigidum is the source of this 3154-nucleotide messenger RNA. RefSeq names its product replication protein A 70 kDa DNA-binding subunit C-like. Lineage: Eukaryota; Viridiplantae; Streptophyta; Magnoliopsida; Poales; Poaceae. Gene Ontology annotation, cellular component: nucleus; DNA replication factor A complex. Gene Ontology annotation, biological process: DNA replication; nucleotide-excision repair; telomere maintenance via telomerase. The coding region runs from base 1 to 2847 and encodes 948 amino acids. The record is from RefSeq and is a predicted model, not a curated record. Gene Ontology annotation, molecular function: zinc ion binding; damaged DNA binding; single-stranded telomeric DNA binding. The transcript is spliced from 2 exons.
AUGGAGGCGCCGCCGCCGCCGCUGGCCGCGGGCGCGGUGAAGGAGAUCGCGGAGCUGCCCAACGGCCCCGGCACGACCCAGCCGGUGCUGCAGGCGGCGGACGUGCGGCCCGUGACCGCCAAGGGCGCGGCGGCGGGGGUGCAGCAGUCGGAGCGGUUCCGGAUGCUCGUCUCCGACGGCGUCCACUCGCUGCAGUCCAUGCUCUCCACCGACCUCAACCACCUCGUCAGGGACGGCACCCUCCGCCCAGGCUCCAUCGUCCAGCUCAUGGACAUCAUGUGCAACACCAUCCAGGGACGCAGGAUCAUUAUUGUUUGCAAACUUGAUGUUCUGCGAACUGAGUGCGCCAUGAUUGGGAAGCCAAAGCUUUACGAGACGAAAACCGUACGUGAAGGCCAGGAGCCCAACUUACAGGCUAAUGCUGUUGCCCCAAGGGUGGAGCAGUUUGCUAGCAAUCUGCCAUAUGGUGGACCCUCCAAUGGUGCCCACGGCACAGGGGGCUCUUCUAUUGGUCGGACAAUCGAAAAUGGACCUAACAAUGUGUUGCCUGGUGGAUCUUAUGGUACAAUGCCAGCACAGAACACAAUGAAUGCCAAUGUGGUGCAGCCAAACGCUCAGCGGCCCUUACUGAACUCUCAACAGAACACACUGAAUGCCAAUGUGGUGCAGCCAAACUCUCAGCGGCCCUUACCGAACUCUCAUCAAAACCAAAGGUUUGCGGGUUCUGGUACAGGUGGGUACUCUGGCCCUCCUGGCAAUAUUUAUAUGCGUCCUGCACAGCCUUCGUAUCAGCAGCCACCUCCAGUAGGUACAGGUGGGUACUCUGGCCCUCCUGGCAAUACUUAUAUGCGUCCUGCACAGCCUUCGUAUCAGCAGCCACCUCCAGUAUAUAGAAAUAGCGGUCCAGCUGCUAAGAAUGAAGCUGCCCCUCGUGUUGUCCCUAUUUCUGCGUUGAACCCAUACCAAGGUAUAUGGACAAUAAAGGCCAGGGUGACUGCAAAGACUCAUGUCCAUCACUACGUCAAUGGAAGAGGUCCAGGAAAACUCUUCACCUUUGAUCUCCUUGAUGCACAUGGUGGAGAAAUUCGUGCAAAAUGCUUUAAUGAGGUUGUUGAUAAGUUCUGUGACCUAAUUGAGGUUGAUAAGGUGUAUUUGCUAUCUAGAGGGGGGUUGAAACCCGCACAGAAGCAGUAUAACCAUUUGAACAAUGACUAUGAAAUCAGUCUGGAUGCUACAACAUCUAUAGAAGUUUGUUCUAGUGAUGACAGCAGCAUCCCUAGGCAGCAGUUCAAUUUCCAACAAAUCAGUGAAAUAGCGAAUAUGGAUAAAGGAGCCACGGUAGAUUUACUUGCGGUUGUUACUUCGGUUAGCCCUUCUUUUCCAGUAAUGCGGAAGAAUGGUAUGGAAACCCAGAAAAGAAUGGUCGAACUGAAGGACAUGUCUGGUUGCAGCGUGGAAACAACCUUCUGGGGUAACUUCUGUGAUGCUGAAGGUCAGCAGCUGCAGGUGCUGUGUGAUUCUGGUUCAAAUCCUAUACUUGCCCUGAAAAGUGGCCUUGUCGGUGAUUUCAAUGGCAAAUCAGUGGGCACAAUCAGCUCAAGCUCCUUAAAAAUAAAUCCGGACUUUCCUGAUGCAGAAAAGCUGAGGCAGUGGUACAUGACUGAAGGCAAAAACGCUGCUUUCAGUUCUUUGUCUGGGAGAAUGUCAGGCACAGGCAUGACUGAUGUUCGAAAAACUGUUGCUCAGAUCAAGGAUGAAGGCUUGGGGAGAUCAGAGAAGCCUGAUUGGGUCACUGUUAUGGGUGCAAUUUCACACAUCAAGACCGACAGUUUUUGUUACCCUGCUUGCACCGUGGAGGUUAAUGGUACGCGGUGCAAUAAAAAGGUCACAAAUAAUGGUGACGGGAUGUGGCAAGGCGAGAAAUGUGAUCACAGCUCUCAAGAUUGCGAAUAUAGGUAUGUGAUGCAGUGUCGAAUCCAGGAUCACACUGGGACUACCUAUGCAACUGCUUUCCAAGAGGCUGGCGAGGAGAUCCUUGGCCUCACAGCGCAAGAUCUUUUCAGGAUAAAAAAUGAAGACGAAGUACAAUUUGCAGGAAUCAUACAGGGUGUUUCUUUCCAGCAGUAUCUCUUCAAGCUGAAAGUCAAGGAAGAAACAUUUAAUGAUGAAGCACGUCUGAAAGCCAACAUUGUUAAGGCUCAAAAAUUGGAUGACACAUCGAAAAAUAGUUGUUCUCUUUUGGGAGCAAUUGAGAGCCUGUUGGUGGAGGAGGACGGCUCAGGCUCAACUCCUGGGGCGAAUGGUGCUGCUGCUAUUAACCCUGGGACCACCUCCAACAAUAACCAUGCCAUGAAUGCACAGACUUGCGCUGUUUGUGGGUCUAAUGAGCACAGUGUGCAGAACUGUCCUGCGGUGGCCAUGGAUAUGCAGCAACCAGCAGCAAGCGGCUUCACGGCUAGUUCCUAUGGUUCCUCGGCUGGCUAUGCCAACGCCAGUUCAGGCGUGUGCUUCAAAUGCAAUCAGCCUGGACACUACUCUAGCAACUGCCCAGGGCAGGCCAUCUCCUAUGGUUAUUCAGCCGGCAACGCCAACGCCAGAUCAGACUUGUGCUUCAAAUGUCAUCAGCCUGGGCACUUCUCUAGCAACUGCCCAGGGCAGGCAGCAAUCUCCUACGGCUCUUCAGGUGGCAACACUAAUGCCAGAUCAGACGUGUGCUACAAAUGCAAUCAGCCUGGGCACUUCGCCAAAGACUGUGUGGCGCAGGCUGCUGCCCCCCAGCGCCAGAGCUACGGAAAUAGUGCCACGUCAGGAGGAUACAACAGGCAGUCCUAUGUUGGUAGUUUCUGAAGUGUUUUGAGCCGAGCCAAUAGCAUCCUCGUUCGGUUUUAGCUGCGCAGCUUGGCAUCGCCACACUUUCUGUAUAGUAGUUUGAAUGUGCUUGCUGUAUACGUGGCUUCUAGUGUUCACUGGGAUGCCUGGGUCUGGACCUUGUGCUCUCUCAAGUCUUUAUAUAGCAGUUUAUCUUUAAGUGUUUUUUUUGAGCUUUUCAUGGGUUUCUUGUGCCAAUUUUCUUUAUUAUGCUUCCUCAGCCCACUGUUUGUAAUUAGGUUAGCUAGCUCAAACUGCAAAAGGUUGGCACUUUGCCCGGUGUAGA